Molecule: messenger RNA, 1881 nt
Organism: Aspergillus homomorphus CBS 101889
Lineage: Eukaryota; Fungi; Ascomycota; Eurotiomycetes; Eurotiales; Aspergillaceae
Exons: 6
Coding region: 40-1881 (613 amino acids)
Source: RefSeq, a predicted model, not a curated record
CAUCACCAACAGCAUCAUACGUCCUUCCACACUCCAACCAUGGCACCUCAGAAAGCAAUCGCUCUCAGUCUGCUCCUAUUGAGCUCUUGGGCGUCGGCCUCCGCCAUCCCUGUCCGCGCUCGCGCCGCAGCAUCCUCUGCGGUGGCCUCCUCUGCAUCAGCCCAAGCGACCUGCGGAUGGACGUACUUCCUCAAUGUCGACAACACCGUCACCACCGACGAUGAAGACGCCAACAACGGCGAGGAUGACUCGAGCACUACGUCCAAGCGCGACGAGCAUGGUCUGCACCAGUUUGCCCGUCGCAGCCGCGUCACCACUGGUUAUAACAACAACAAGUGCUCUCUGGGCAAGAAGAAGAUCUACAAACCGCAGUAUCCCGGACCUGCCGCCCUUGAAAAAGAGCAGGGAGAUGCAUUCCUGGGAUACUACAUCCCCAAGUUGGACCAGUGCCCGGCUGGGGCUGUGACCUACGAUGUGAUCACCGAUAGUUCGGUGCUCACCAAUACCGUGGCCGCCUACUGGGACUCGGCCAAUGCGGGCACGGGCCAGAAGUAUAUUGCUCUCGGCGACAAGCCCUCGGCAACUGAUUCAUACAUCAACGUGGAUCAUGUUUACGAAUUGAAGAUUGUCGACAGCUUCUUCUCCGCCAUGAUCAAGAAAUACAACUUCUGUGACAGCUUUAAGACCUUCUUCCUCACUGAUGACACUGCACAUCCGAUGGCGAACGGCGUCAAGACCCGACUUCAGCGACUGUACGCCAUGUUGCCCAGCAACACAUACCUAGACUUUGUCGCCAUGGACAAUCAAUUGAACAGCAUGAAAGCUCCUAUGUUCGAUGAGAACCUCAGCGGGAUGCAGUCUCCCAAGGGCGCAACGGCUGAAGAAGAAGCCAACAACGCCCUCUCCAUCAUCAACACAAUGGCAACGGUGGUCUCGAUGCUCCGCGACAACAAGAUCGCCGAGAUCUUCAAGACGACUAACAAGCGCAUGUACGAGGCCUUCUUGGGAAUCGAUCAGCUGGCCACUGGAUGCAACGACCCGAUCCCCGGCAAAGGCUGGGCGGACUCGUACUCGAGCUGGAUGGAGGAGUUCCUCUCGACGCAGGCUACAUCUGUCUCUUCGCAGCUCGCCUCUAUCUCUCGGCAGGUGACUCCCACCACCGACGCGUCCGGGCAGAAGAACGGCCUUGGCGAGGGUCUGGAUGCCUUCAACGCGAAGUAUCCCGCCGCCUCCUGGACCUGGGACGCCAAGCAGCUGCUGGACUUCUCCGCCCCGAGCGCCAUUGCCUUUGCUAAGCGCGGAGCCGAGAGCAGUGUGGCGGCCUGCACGCCCACUGCCUCGGUCUCGGCUUCGUCCAGUGCAGCUGUUACCACCCACACUGGCUCCUCCGCAAUCGUGACAGCCUCGCACACGAGUCACCUGGUGACCUCGACGAAGACUACGCACACGCCUGAGAGCGAGACCUCGAAGGCAGUGCACAGCUCCACGAGCGUGAAAUUGGAGACUUCGCGGCCGGUCACCACCCAGACCACCGAAACACCUGUCGCCACUAAGCACUCGACCACCACGGAGGCUGCUCCCAGCACGACAGCUAUUAGCACUACUACCACCUCGUCUCACACUUCGUCUUCCACUACUUCGACUCCUAAACCGAUCACUUCGACCACCACCCUCACGACAUCCACCACAUCAAGCAAGACCACCACAAUCACCACCACCACCACCACCUCGAGCAAGACCACCACCACCACGGCCACCAAGACCACAACCACCGCGGCAGAGGAGACUACCAAGACGACCAAGUGCAAGACGGCGUCCCAGUGCCCCCGAUGCAGUCUGCUGAAGAAGGGCAAGUGCAGCGGAGGCGUGUGCAAGUGCUAG